Molecule: messenger RNA, 809 nt
Organism: Xylona heveae TC161
Lineage: Eukaryota; Fungi; Ascomycota; Xylonomycetes; Xylonales; Xylonaceae
Product: histone-fold-containing protein
Exons: 4
Coding region: 30-437 (135 amino acids)
Cellular component (GO): nucleosome
Molecular function (GO): structural constituent of chromatin; DNA binding; protein heterodimerization activity
Source: RefSeq, a predicted model, not a curated record
UUUUUUUAAAUCCACUUACAACUCUCAAAAUGACUGGCGGAGGUAAAUCUGGUGGCAAAGCCAGCGGCAGCAGCAAAAAUGCUCAAUCUCGUUCCUCUAAAGCUGGACUUGCUUUCCCGGUCGGCCGUGUUCACCGUCUCCUGAGGAAAGGCAACUACGCGCAGCGAGUUGGUGCUGGUGCUCCCGUUUAUCUCGCGGCUGUUCUUGAAUACCUUGCAGCUGAGAUCCUCGAGUUGGCUGGAAACGCUGCUCGUGAUAACAAGAAGACUCGUAUCAUUCCUCGUCAUCUUCAGCUCGCCAUCCGUAACGACGAGGAAUUGAACAAAUUGCUUGGUCAUGUCACAAUCGCCCAGGGAGGUGUUCUUCCGAACAUUCACCAAAAUCUCUUGCCGAAGAAGACUUCCAAGCCUGGAAAGCCGGCCAGCCAAGAGCUAUGAGUUUGAUAUUUUCCUUUUUUUUUGGGACGGGUGUUCUUUUAUUUUAACGUUACGAUAAUGGGGUCUCGGUUGGGAACCGGUAUUAUGGUUGUUUAACUGCGUUCUGGUUGUACAUUGCGUCCAUGGAAAUGGAUUAAGCACAACGACAAGCUUGUCGAAUGGAAAUUUUAUUUUUGAAACUACGAAAACCUAGCCUUCUAAGAGUGCACGCGAAGAUGUCAUUCUGCUAAUUUCUUACGAUCUUUGCCAGUUCCGGACGAAGUAUUGUUUAAGACCCUUAAGUGUAGAUCGCGGUUUGCCCAUCAGCCUGGUUGGCUUUCUCACCAGUUACUGUCAUUGAGUAAUGCUUCUUAGGGCAUCUAAAGAUCCGGC